ACUAUUCAUUCAACAUUAGCUCAAUACGUCACGUCAAUUCUUCGUACACUCUAUAGCUUCCUAGAAAACAACAUGGCGGAAAGACCAGACGUGGAGUUUGCGCGGCUGUUGAUGCAAUGUUAAGAGCUGCCAAGUAUCAUGCUAUGGAGAGAAAUAUAUCGAAGGAAACUGGGUAUUCCACAAUGAUUGUUGAUUCACUGUGAUAUGCACUGGUUACAAACCACCAGUAGGAUGAUUUGUUUCAAUUUGUGAAACAUCAACGCUAGAAUGGAUUCAGGAUUGCAAGUGAAACAACGACCAAAUAUAGGGCGAUCUGUGUCCGAGGGUCCAGCCAUUGUUAUUGAACACGCCACAAUUAAUCCAGGGAGAAAAAGUUUACCGCCAAAACAAAGGUCACUGUCUCUUGAAACUCUUAUUGCAAACGCUAAAUUAAUAUUUGACGAAGAUGAAGUUGACAAAGCACGAUUUGUUGAAACAGCGGGCUGUAAAUUGGCGUUUAAAACUUUAAUAAAGUAUCGUUGUGUUGGUAUCAUAGGUCCAACUUGUAGCGGGAAAUCAACAAUAGUACGUCACAUUGUAAACAAGUGCUUGCGGAAUAACUCGGAUUCGAUGAAACUGGAACCAGUUCUACUGAAUAAACCGACCGAUUGGGAUUUAGUACCUAAAAUUGUUAGACCUAACAGUGACGAGGAUAAAUACAUCGUUAUUAUAAAGAAUAUGUUCGGUGUUAACAGCUUGAAGAAAGAUCUAAUUGAAGAGUGGAUCAGAAAUUUAGAAGCCAUGGAUAAAAUGUUAAAAAGAGGACAGGUAUUUGUGGUGUUCACGUGUAAAACUCUCAUCUUUAACAAAUGUAAAUCAAACUUAAAUUACGAUCUGUUCGACAAAGAUCGGUUGGUUUUCUUACAUGAGGACAAAUUUAAAAUAACGGAUGGGGAAGGGAUCAAAAUACUCGAAAAAUUAAAAAUUCCCCCUGAUCAAAUAGUGAUGGAUAAUUUGAGUAAAACUGUGCUUUUUUAUAACUGUCGUAACUUAAUUAAAGUCUUUAAAAAGUCAAAAUCCGAAGAUAGAUUAAAAUUAUUUCAGAAGUCACAUGAAUUUUGGGAUCGCGAAUUAAAGAAUCUUGCGGACGAUCCAGAAUCACUUUCUGCGCUUUUGAUGAUUCUAUUGCUUGGUGAAAAUGUGACCAGCGUACAACUCCGGGAGGACAGUGUAACCAAAUCAAUUGUUCGUCAAUCUAUAUCCCUGACCGCUAGUCAUGAUAUGGAAACAUCGUGUCAGCAUCUUGUUGGGUCAUUUUUAACGUUUGAUGUUGCCAGUGCGUCUUAUUCAUUUAUAGAAAAUGAUGUUAGAGACUGUGUUUUAAGUAUGAUCUGGAGACGGGAUGGCUUUAACCACAAGGAGAUUAUCGCUAGAUGUCCGCUUGAUUUAAUUCUGGACAGAAUCACCACUGAAUGCCCUGCUAAAAAGGGCGAAUUAUUAGUAGUACAACAAGAUAUCCAAAAUAUUGCACGGCGUCUACCCACCGAAAUUCGAAAUAAUGCCAAACUGCUAGAGUGUUCCGGUCUAUAUAAAGGCUCAUUUAUGGAAUCUUUGUUCGGAUGUGUUGAACGUAACCUUAAACUUCAGUUAAGUGACACUUUGUUCGUUAGUAUUUGUUAUAUGGGCGAUUACAAAUGUUUAAAACUGAUUCAUAAAUUCAUUUCAAGAACACGGCUUCAUGACACUUCUGAAGAAGGGGCACCUAUAGUAAAUGCAAUAAAAUCAAAAAUCGACAGUCGAGUUAAAACGACUUUAUUGGUAGAGUAUCGGUGUGAGGUGGGUGGAUUGGGUAAAUAUAACAGGAACAUACUGCAUUAUAUCAGUGAAUAUUGGGAUGUGGCUAAUAUACUUCAUUUCAUUAAGGAGUAUCAGAGGGUUAAGCCAUUAAUUAACACUAAGGACAGUAGUGGACAAACGCCCUUUCAGCUGGCUAGUUUGCAUAAUAAUGAUAUGCGUGUAUUGGUUUAUUUAAAAGACAUUGGUGCUGAUGUGAAUCAUAUUGACAAUAAUAGGAAGACAGCCCUACAACUCGUUCUAGAAAAUAGGGAUGCGGACAUUGAUAGGGUGGAGCUUCUAGUGAAUUUAGACGCCCGGAUGAAUUGUGAUGGUAACAGUUGGUCUGUCUUUCACCUCGUAUGUUCUUUGAAAUCAAACGUGGGUAAAAUGAUGAAACUACUGGCAAAUGGCACAAACAAACAUCUUAUAAACAGUCGGGAUAUGAAUGGUUUAACACCUUUACAUUACGCAGUUCGUGAAGAGAAUCUUGUUGCUGUUGGUACCCUGUUGGACCUUGACGCUCAGUCCCAUACAAACGUAAUAAACAUUCAAGAUAAAGAGGGUUUAACGCCACUUCAUUACGCAGUGAAAAGGGGGAAUAUUGAAAUCGUCCGAGAACUGUUAGAUCAUGGUGCUGAUGUAUCAAUCGAAGAAGAUGGUGACAGUUUAACACCCUCGCCGAUUGAAUGUGAAACCCAUCGCGCUCAUAACGUAAUAAAUACUCAAGAUAAGGAGGGUUUAACGCCACUUCAUUACGCAGUGAAAAGGGGGAAUUUUGCUAUCGCCCGAGAACUGUUAGACCACGGUGCUGAUGUAUCAAUCGAAGAAGACGAUGACAAUUUGACACCCUUGUCGAUUGCAUGUAAAACCUAUUGCGACAAUGACGACAUUGUUAACAUUGUUAAGCUGUUGAUAGCACGUGGAGCAGAUGUAAAUCAUAGACACCGUUUCAACGAAACACCGUUACACGAAGCUACGGAAAAUGGUCUAGUCCAUUGUGUAGAGUGCUUGCUGGAAAAUGGCGCUAAUGUAAACAGUCAGUCUAAAUGCAAUAAAAAGACUCCGUUACAUAUGAUAUUAAAAACACCUAAACGUAAAAGGGUUGAAAUAUUGGGGCUGUUGAUUAAAUAUGGCGCUAAUGGGAAUAUUAGGGAUGGUAACGAUAAAACUGUUCUCGAUUUAGCGAAAAAAAGCAAACGAUAUUCAGAUAUUGAAGAUUGCUUGGCAAAUCUUAUGGAACAAACAUUUCUAAUUAAAGUGUAAAAUCUCUCUAUGGUAGUAACACUUCCGGCUUACAGAUUCAUUUUUACAAUCAAAGUAAAUAUUAUAAUUUUAAACAAAAAAAGACGAGUUUAAUUUCUAAAACCUGCUUAUUGUUUUUAUCUAUUUAAAAACUAAACAUUAAAAUACAAAAUAUUGAAUAUGUUUUCUGUAGAAUUUAUUGGGUUUUUUUUCAUAGUUGAUGACCAGAGAGAGAGAGUUUUGCAAUGGAGCAAUCAGGUCGAAAUAAUCAAACCUAUGAAAAUAAAUUCGCCGGAAAUCUCAAAUCUCGAGGGUAAUCAACAUUUGAGGCUAGAUAAAAAAAAGGGCCCAUAAUAGGCAUAUUUAGGUCCUAAAUAAUGUAUCUUUAAACUAACUAACUAAUGUAUAUAACUGAUGACUUUGAUCUAUUAGUGUCGUAUGUUUUCAUUUGUAACAGUUAUUUGUUGCUUAGUCAACGAUAUCAACGUUACAGUGGUAAUGUGUUGAAUAGUAAAAUAGAUUUAUAAAGGGAGAUAACUAUGUAGUAACCGUUUGUUUACACUUCUAUUAUACGUUUCCAUUGUGGAUUUGUGGGCGAUUGGUGAUGAUUAAGGGUGGGGCAGGGGUGCAAGAACACCUGGAAUAUGAUAUCGAAACGAAACAUCAUUAUGAUCUGAGAUACUCAUGACUUCAUAGCGAUAUAAAUGGAAACGUUUUAUUGGUUUUAUAUUUAGAAACCAUGACCUAUUUUUUGUAAGGGGUGGUUAACGUCCUCCUCCACCAACAAUAAUAUCGCAGUCAGAACCAGUCAGGUUGAGGGUUAUAAAUUCAGUUUUCAUCCCCGUAGUUGUUAUAGGUAUUAAAAUAUAGUGGAAUGCAAUUUAUUGUUAUAUAAUUGUUAUGUAAUUGUUGUGUAAUUGUUAGUUCGUUGUUGUGUAAUUUAUUUAUAAAUUAAAACUACGUGAAAUAAUA
Messenger RNA from Patella vulgata (common limpet), 4029 nucleotides. RefSeq lists its product as uncharacterized. The coding region runs from base 268 to 3078 and encodes 936 amino acids. Gene Ontology annotation, molecular function: protein binding. Lineage: Eukaryota; Metazoa; Mollusca; Gastropoda; Patellidae. The transcript has 5 exons. The record is from RefSeq and is a predicted model, not a curated record.